Messenger RNA from Drosophila gunungcola (fruit fly), 1150 nucleotides. RefSeq names its product WD repeat-containing protein on Y chromosome-like. Lineage: Eukaryota; Metazoa; Arthropoda; Insecta; Diptera; Drosophilidae. The record is from RefSeq and is a predicted model, not a curated record. Gene Ontology annotation, molecular function: protein binding.
UUAAGAUGCCCACAUGGAUUUUGGCUGUACAGGCCCUUUCUGAUGUCAGCAUUGUGUGCACUUCGUCUACAGAGCGGGAGCUGGGUUUCCACGAGACUAUUGCUUCGACCUUCACUCUUCGAAUGGUCAUUCGUAGCUUACAUCAUGCCGUCUAUCGUAUGAGUUAUGCCUUCUAUAACAACGGGAAAGCUAAACCAGGAGCCGCCUUGAUUGAAGUUGUCUGGUCUGACGUACUAAAGGGGAAGAUACCCCAGAUCAUCCCCAAGGAGUAUAUCAACCUACACAAUGAGAUGGUGUCUUGCGUUUACUUUUCGUUACACAUGAACGCCUUGUUUGCUUCAGCAGAAUAUAGAAACACAAAUAAGUACCGAGGCCGUUGCCCUGGCAUGAUAAUGAUAACUUAUGACGAACGCAGUAACUUUCGUAUUCCUCUUGGCGUAACCACAUUCUUCGUAGCAGAGAGCCACAACAUUGUAGUUACAGGCGGACCAGAUACAUUUGUGAGAAUCUGGGACGUUUACAUCCCCACUGAACCCUCGGCUAUCCUCACAGGUCACAACGGCGGAAUUGUUCUUGUUUUUGUCCAACCUGAAGACAAGGUUUACAGCGUUGACUUUCAGAAGAUUAUUAAGGUUUGGGACCUCCAUGAACACACUCUUUUGCAGACCUACGGUGACUUGGUUCCUUUGAUACACCACAGUGAGACGGACAUAACUUAUUAUUACCAUUCCCAUCUCCGGGAGCUUGUUGUGGCCGGUCGUAAGUUAAUCUCUAUUAAGUGCUGCCCGCGUGUACGGGUAGACCUCACCGACGGAAACACACAUGCUGCCCCGGUUUCCGUAGUUUUGUACAAUCGUUUGUUUAGGAACAUUGUGACUUGUGGCCGGACAGGACGACGAAAGAUAAUCAUGAAGAGUUGUCACACCAAAAUGAUCUAUGGUGAGAUAAUCGACAUAGAAAUCACCGCUGGCUGUUUUGAUCCGCUCGAACAGUUUCUUCUUACUGGCGCUCGCGAUGGUUCUCUGAAGAUAUGGAACUAUAAUAAUGCUGUGGUGGUACGGAAUAUGAGUAUAAUGCCUUAUCAAGAAGUUACCUCAGUUAUUUGGGUAGUAGAUCGGUAAGUUAAAUUUAGUUUACAAACAAAUAAAAU